Penicillium mononematosum is the source of this 3717-nucleotide messenger RNA. RefSeq lists its product as uncharacterized. The transcript is spliced from 2 exons. NCBI's taxonomy places the organism in Eukaryota, Fungi, Ascomycota, Eurotiomycetes, Eurotiales, Aspergillaceae. Bases 1 to 3717 code for a protein of 1238 amino acids. The record is from RefSeq and is a predicted model, not a curated record.
AUGACAAUCACCGAGCAUCGCUGUGCGGCAGAUGAUGAGAAUCCAAACAUAUUCUCUGCAUGUAAUCCAGCCACACUUUGCGGAAGCAACGGUGGCUUAGAGGAACAAAAGUCUUCCCUGCUAGCUGCUUGGGUGGUACUAUUGCGAGACUACUAUGCACCGAAUCUGCCCACCUUUAUGCACCUCCGGUUUCAGGAUGAUGACUUCUCGAACGAGCAUGCAAAGAUAUCUCCUGAUGCUCUUCAUGGUCAACGAUUGUCAGUCCAAACCGAUACCGGUGCCACUAAUGAGCAGCUGAAGAACGUAGUAACUCAGGCUGUGAAGACCACUGAUUGGGUUGGGCUCACUACCAUGAAAGAGAAAACAGCUGUUUUGGUAUCAUUAAAAGAGCAGAUUAAUGGGCUGCCGCAAUUGCUCGAAUUGCUUGAGGUACAAGGCCCUCCUUAUUCCAUUUUGAUAAGAGCAGAACUGACUGAAGCAUUUUAUCUCCAGGUCGAGAUCCUUUUAGUGAUAACAGAAUCGGAUAACUCUUUCAUGUUAAAAGCAUACACCAGCGGAUCCAAGCGACCAGAGUUUAAACCGUGUGGUAUAUUGAACAACUUCAAAAACAUUCACGGCGCCCUCGUUUGCCAAUCAGACAUGAAGAUCAAUAAGAUAAGCACUAUGGCUUCACUGGACGUCGAGAGACUCCGCCAAAUCAAUCGAAACAAGUCGCAAGCUAGAAGACCCCGGGAGUGCCUGCAUGUCCUCAUCGGCAAGAACUAUUCUCGGCAUCCUGAGAAAAUUGCACUAGCAUCGUCCUCGAAAAGCAUCACGUACGCAGAACUGGCCAAAAGCUCAGCCACCGUAUCUCAUUUCCUGAUGAGCAAGGGUAUCCGGGCUGGAGACACAGUGGGUCUCUGCAUGGACAGAUCUGUCCAGACGAUCAUUACUAUGGUUGGGAUUUUGAGAGCUGGAGCUGCAUAUGCCCCAAUGGAUUCGUCCUCUCCACUAGGAAGAAUCACACAGAUCGUGGAAAAAGCCGACAUAAAACAUGUGAUCACAGAAGACAAACUACGUGACAAAUUCAAGGACCUCAAAGCGACCUUGAUCACGCCGAACCAGCUUGAACAUGUUCAGUCCCCCAGAGACUGGCUUGAAGAAGCCAACACCGACACAUCAAAGCCUGUGUAUUUGAUGUUUACAUCUGGCAGUACGGGCCUUCCGAAGUGUGUUGUCCACGGCCACGGAGCAGUGUCUCUCAGCCUUCUCGAGUGUAUCGAAGAGCUUUCAAUCAAUGCUUCUACCCGAUUCAUGCAAUUGGCAAGCUUGGCCUUUGACGCUAGCAUACUAGAAGUCUUCGCACCACUCGCUGCUGGCGGAUGUCUCUGCGUGGUAUCACAAGAAGAGCGAGAUGGCGAUCUGGAAGAACCUACCAAGUCUUCGCAGCCUCAGCGUUGGAGGGGAGCCUGCUUCUGCAGAGCUCGUGUCGACAUGGGCGAGCGCGUCCAGCUGAACAACCUAUAUGGCACAACUGAGACGGGUGUGUGGGACACGGUGAAAAUAGGAAUGAGACCAGGCGGCCAUCCCAAGAACAUCGGCCGUGGCAUUGGUGGUGUCACAUGUUGGAUCACAGACCCAUCCAAUGUGCAUAGGUUGAUGCCCUUUGGCGCCGAAGGGGAGCUACUUAUCCAGAGUCCCUACGUCGCACUCGGGUACUUGCAGGACCCGGACCGUGAAGCGCAAACCAUGCUCGAUCCUCAGUUCCUAGAAUGGAGACCUCUCAUGCCCCAGGUUGAAGGAACCCGAGUAUACCGUACAGGUGAUCUUGCCAAGUACAAUGAGAAUGGCGACUUGAUCUUUUUAGGUCGCCAAACCGGAUACGUCAAGAUCCGUGGACUACGCGUGGAUCUGGGAGAGGUUGAAAAUGCGAUUAUAUCAUGCCUCAAAUCCGGUCGCUCGGCAGUCAUCUUGUCCGAACACGAAGGUCAGGAUGUUGAGAUUGUUGCUUUUGUCGAGACAACUGAUUACCAAGAUGAUCAACUGGCCGAAAAUAUGCAUGACCAGCUGUCCAACUUCCUUCCCGAAUAUAUGAUUCCGACCGCGUUUGUGCUAAUAGAGUCCAUGCCACUCACGAUGUCAAAGAAAAUUGACCGACAGCAGCUUCGAGCCAGAUUAUCAGAUAUGAGCCAAAAAGACCUUCAAGCAUACCGCAAGGGGGGCUUUUCAGUCAAUGACUGCUGUGAGAUACCAAACACCAGAACACUGGCGGUCGAAAUCAGCAACAUUAUUGCAGACAUGUUCGAGAGCAAGGACAAUGACUUCGCAGCAUUUCUCCGAGGAAAGAAUUUCCCCCUUGCCAGUGUCGGCCUCACUUCUAUGCACCGGGCAUCGUUGGUGAACUUGAUCAGGAAGAAAUACCAGAAGAAACUCAAGAUCGAAGAUUUGCACAAAAAUGAUUUGACGGUUUGCGAUAUCGAAGACUGUCUUCUCGGAACAAAGGAACCCACGAAGAAAACGAACCAAGCCAGAAAUCUGAUGGCCGAUCUCGCGAAUCUGAAGCCAAAGCUCGAUUUCUUUCAAAGUCGACAAGCAACUGUCUUUCUAACGUCGAUCACUGGAUUUCUCGGAAGCCAGGUAUUGAGGUGUCUAUUGGAACAUCCGGAGAUCAAGUGUGUCAUCGGCCUUGUUCGGGCGAAAGAUGAAGAGCAAGCCCGGCGGAAAGUUCAGCAACACGGCGAACUAGGCCAUUGGUGGCAGCCUGGGUAUCAAGAUCGCAUCGAAGUUUGGACUGGAGAUUUGAGCAAACCCCGGCUUGGAUUGGAACAGUCCAAAUGGGAACGCCUGUUUUCAACGGACGAAGCAAAGCGCGUCGAUGGCAUUAUCCACAAUGGAGCCCGAGUAAACUGGAUGGAUAGCUAUGAAGAUCUUGAGCUUGUGAACAUCCACAGUACUAUCGACAUUCUCUCUGGGCUUUCGAAGAUGGAGUCUCCUUGUCGACUGAUUUAUGUUUCCGGAGGAUACAUGCCAAUGGAGCCCGAGAAUCACCUUGAAAUUGCCAAGAAGCUCUCGGAAGCAUCAGGAUACGACCAAACGAAGUUCAUGUCCCAAUUGCUGUUGAACGAGUACAAUAAGCACUUGGGCCGAGCAAACGCCAAGGCUGAAAAGGCGCGGACCGUGAUACCAGGGUUUAUUGUCGGAACCCGGAAAGAGGGCAUCGCACAUACGGAAGACUUCCUGUGGCGACUGGCGUUCAGCAUUGUUCGACUGAAAGCCGUUAGCCAGGAUCUCCAAUAUCUCACUGUCGCAGGCGUCGAUCAAGUUUCCAGUCUAAUCACUGAUGUGUUCCUGUACCCGGAGCAAUAUUCAUCAGAAGUAAUCAACUGCGUGGAUGGAGUCACCAUUUCCACAUUCUGCGACGCUAUCAGCAGGCAGAUGCAGAUGCCAAUUCGAAGAAUGAGCCACCAAGAAUGGAUGAAGUUAUUGAAGAAAGAUAUGGAAGAAGCCGAUUCCAACCAUCCAUUCAUGCCAGUUUUGGAUUGGUUUGAGGAUAACACCUGGCAGUUCAUGGUUGAUCAAGACCAUGUCCCGCAGAACUGCUAUUUUGACCAAAAAGAAACGAUUGUCGCGCUGGAAAGUAGCGUGAGAUAUAUGAUGGAUAUUGGAUAUCUCCCGCAAGGUGAGGCCCAUCAGAGACAGCUGGACAAACCUGCUGUGUUCACUAGGUCCAGCUCUUGA